Daktulosphaira vitifoliae (grape phylloxera) is the source of this 1265-nucleotide messenger RNA. RefSeq names its product RNA-binding protein 42. The record is from RefSeq and is a predicted model, not a curated record. Gene Ontology annotation, molecular function: mRNA binding. NCBI's taxonomy places the organism in Eukaryota, Metazoa, Arthropoda, Insecta, Hemiptera, Phylloxeridae. The transcript is spliced from 6 exons. The coding region runs from base 188 to 1144 and encodes 318 amino acids.
UAUAGUUUUUUUUAAGUUUUUAAGUUUUUUAAGUUUUUUUUAUAGAUACUUUUCAAAACCUUAUCUAAACCGUACAAGAAUCAGCAAAUAGUUUUGGUUUUUAAAAACCCUGAAAAAUUCAUUAUAUUGAAAUUUAUAUAUAUAUAUAUAUAUAAUUUAUUUUCUUUGAGACAUAUAUUAAGUUAAAAUGUCAGAUGCUUUUGAUAAACUUCGAAUGAUGGAAGAUGAAAUGAACAAGUUUGAAGAAGAAAUUGGUAUUCCUAAUUAUGUUGGAGCCCAUUCUUACAAUCAGAUUUCCUUACCUUCUAAUACAGAUGAUUAUUCGAUGAUGGCACAACAGAAUUUAAUCCAUUCUCAAAGGUACAAUAAUGGUCAACCGUCAUUUACAAAUAGUCAAAUGUUGUUACAGCAACCACAAAGAAAAUUUAAUGUGAAAACUGAUAAAACUAUAGGUCCUGUAAUUCUUAGUGGAGCUCCUAAAUUAUACAGCUCAAAAUCGGAACAACUAAUUCCUACAAAUGAUUUAUUAAUUAAACCAGAAGAUGUUAUGAAAAUGACUUCUAGUAUUAAUCCUUUAAAAAAAGAAUCAAAAAAAACAACACAAACAGUAUUGCCUGGUAAAGAAAUGGCUGAAGCUGUAAAAGCUAGUUCAAAAACUGUUGUUGUGUCAGCCGGUGGUAAUGCUGUUGCUGCAGCAGAAUGUGCAGCAUCAAUACCUAAUCAAUCUGCUAAAAACAAAGGCAAAAAGAACAAAAAAUUUGUACGGACAUCUGGAGGACAAGUAUGGGAAGAUCCCACACUCGCAGAGUGGGAUGAAGAUGACUUCAGACUAUUUUGUGGAGAUCUUGGGAAUGAUGUCACUGAUGAGUUAUUAGCAAGAACAUUUAGCCGAUAUCCAUCGUUCCAAAAAGCUCGUGUUGUUCGAGAUAGACGAACUAUGAAAACUCGUGGUUUUGGUUUUGUUUCUUUUAAAGAUCCAGCAGAUUUUAUUAGAGCUACAAAAGAACUUAAUGGUCGUUAUGUUGGAAGUAGACCUAUUAAAUUACGAAAAAGUAUGUGGAAAAAUAGAAGUCUAGAAGUAACUAAGAAAAAGGAAAAAGAAAAAGCUGCUCUUAUUAGCUUACUAACUGGUCAAUCUUCAUAAAGUAAAAAACUAUUAAUAUUUGUAAAUAAACAUGUUACUUUAAUACUCAAUUUAUAUUGACAAUAUUUGAUUCCUUUUCUUUGACAAACUAUAAAUAUAUUAAAUUAUAUAUUUUGUGAAA